AUGACUUCAUCACGGAAGAGAAAGGCCCUCAAAGCCUCUCUUAAGGCAACCCACACCCACAGAAAGAGAGCUGCAGUGCUAGCUGCUGCAUUUUCAGCUGCUGCAGUGGCAGUGGCCACCUUGCCCUAUUUUGACAAGAUUCCCCAGCACAACUCUAUCUUGACAGUCCAUUCAUGGGUCUGGGAGCUCUUAUCAGGACAUCCCUGUCGCUUCCAUAAUAUGAUGGGCCUUUCCAAGCCAGUAUUUCACUGA
This is a messenger RNA of Suillus subaureus, 252 nucleotides long. RefSeq lists its product as uncharacterized. The record is from RefSeq and is a predicted model, not a curated record. Bases 1 to 252 code for a protein of 83 amino acids. The transcript has a single exon. NCBI's taxonomy places the organism in Eukaryota, Fungi, Basidiomycota, Agaricomycetes, Boletales, Suillaceae.